Messenger RNA from Danio rerio (zebrafish), 1885 nucleotides. It is a transcript of the gene me2, whose product is annotated as malic enzyme 2, NAD(+)-dependent, mitochondrial. The record is from RefSeq and is marked validated. Gene Ontology annotation, cellular component: mitochondrial matrix. Lineage: Eukaryota; Metazoa; Chordata; Actinopteri; Cypriniformes; Danionidae. Gene Ontology annotation, molecular function: oxidoreductase activity, acting on the CH-OH group of donors, NAD or NADP as acceptor; malic enzyme activity; malate dehydrogenase (decarboxylating) (NAD+) activity.
ACUCCUCUCGGCCUGACGCACUGAUAACAGACCCAGACAAAUUUAGCUCAAAUAUAAUGUUUACCAGCAAAUUAUUGUGACCAACGGACUCCGAGACGUUUAAAGAAAAAGGUGUGCAGUCAUGCUGUCCAGACUGAGCACGAGUGUGAGGCCGUGUGUGAGCAUGUGCAGAUGGGUUCACACUAAAGAGAAGGGAAAACCGCUCAUGCUUAACCCGCGCACUAACAAGGGCAUGGCAUUCACUCUGAAGGAGCGGCAGAUGUUGGGGAUUCAUGGUCUUUUACCAUCAAAGAUCGAGACCCAGGACACCCAAGCCAUGCGCUUCCAGAAGAACCUGAAGAAGAUGUCUGAUCCACUGCAGAAGUAUAUCUACCUGAUGGGGAUUCAGGAGAGGAACGAGCGCCUCUUCUACCGUGUGCUCAUGGAGGACAUUGAAGCCCUCAUGCCCAUCGUCUACACUCCGACUGUGGGUCUCGCUUGCACACAGUAUGGACACAUCUUCAGGAGACCCAAAGGUCUCUUUAUUUCCAUUAAGGACCAAGGACAUAUUCGUUCCAUAUUGGAUAAUUGGCCAGAUACCUCUGUCAAGGCUGUGGUGGUGACGGACGGUGAGCGGAUCCUGGGUUUGGGGGAUCUGGGAGUGUACGGGAUGGGUAUUCCUGUAGGAAAGCUGUGUCUUUAUACGGCCUGUGCUGGAAUCCGACCUGAGAGUUGCCUGCCUGUCUGCAUUGAUGUGGGCACAGAUAAUGAGAAGUUACUGAGAGAUCCGUUCUACAUGGGUCUGUACCAGCGGCGGGACCGUUCACAGCGAUACGACGAUCUUAUAGAUGAGUUCAUGGAGGCGGUGGUGGACAAGUACGGACAGGACACGCUCAUUCAAUUUGAGGACUUCGGGAAUCACAACGCUUUCCGAUUCCUGAAGAAAUACCGCGAGAAGUACUGCACCUUCAAUGACGACAUCCAGGGCACUGCAUCUGUAGCUCUGGCAGGUUUACUGGCAGCUCAGCGUGCCGUGGGAAAGCCAUUAACUGAACAUAAAGUUCUGUUUCUGGGUGCUGGAGAGGCCGCACUUGGAAUUGCAAACCUGAUCGUCAUGGCGAUGAUGGAGUCAGGAAUGUCUCAGGCCGAUGCCAGGAAAAAGAUCUGGAUGUUUGACAAGUACGGGCUGUUAGUAAAGGACAGAGCUUAUGAGACAGACAGUAAUCAAGAGGCUUUUGUUCAUCCUGAUCCAGGCGAUGUGAAAAGCUUCUUAGACGCUGUCAAUGUUAUUAAACCCACAGCGAUCAUCGGUGUGUCAGGGGCCGGUCGGCUCUUCACUCAUGAUGUCAUCAAAGCAAUGGGAAACUUGAAUGAGCGUCCGAUUAUUUUCGCCUUAAGCAACCCGACGGCCAAGGCUGAGUGCACAGCUGAAGAUGCGUACAGCCUCACACAGGGACGGUGUUUGUUCGCGAGCGGUAGUCCGUUUGCUCCAGUGUCACUAGAAGAUGGCAGAAUACUGACUCCUGGACAGGGAAACAACGCUUAUAUAUUCCCUGGUGUAGCUCUGGCUGUUAUUCUCAGUGGAGUCCGACACAUCAGUGACACGGUCUUCCUUGAGGCCGCAAAGACACUGGCGGAUCAGCUGACGGAUGAAGAGCUGAGUCAGGGACGACUCUAUCCACCACUGUCCAACAUCAGAGAGGUGUCGCUGCAGAUGGCCAUCAAGGUGGUGGAGUAUGUGUAUUCAAAGGGAAUGGCGUUUCGAUACCCGGAGCCUGUGGAUAAAGAGUCGUACGUCAGAUCAGUGGUCUGGAACACAAACUACGACUCUUUCCUACCCGACAUAUACGACUGGCCCGGGGUCUCACACACUCCCAUAGUCGAUUAAAAACAAACAGCAGAGCCA